Molecule: messenger RNA, 922 nt
Organism: Erythranthe guttata (spotted monkey flower)
Lineage: Eukaryota; Viridiplantae; Streptophyta; Magnoliopsida; Lamiales; Phrymaceae
Product: multiprotein-bridging factor 1a
Cellular component (GO): nucleus
Molecular function (GO): DNA binding
Source: RefSeq, a predicted model, not a curated record
AAGAAAUUCCGUUGAGUCGAGGGUUUACACAAACUCGUUGCCAAACAGCCCCUAAACAUCCUUUCUAUAUAUAAUAUAAAUAGACCAAAAUAUCCAUAAAUCUCCUUCCCCAAAUUCAUUCACAAGCUGAACGCAAAAAAGAAAACCCACUCUCUCACCCAAUCGAUUCUCCAACGAAAGAAAAGAGGCGGACGAAGAUUAAAAUCUCGAGAUAAAAAUGGCAGGAAUUUCUCAGGACUGGGAACCGGUGGUUAUCCGUAAGAAGGCACCCACAUCCGCCGCUCGCAAGGAUGAGAAAGCCGUCAAUGCCGCCCGCCGCGCCGGUGCCGAGAUUGAGACCGUCAAAAAGUCACAAGCUGGGACAAACAGAGCCGCUUCAAGCAGCACCUCCUUGAACACCAGGAAGCUUGAUGAAGACACUGAAAAUCUUACCCACGAUAAGGUUCCCACUGAAUUAAAGAAGGCAAUCAUGCAGGCUCGAAUGGAUAAGAAGCUGACACAAUCUCAACUUGCUCAGAUUAUAAAUGAGAAACCCCAGAUCAUACAAGAAUAUGAAUCCGGAAAAGCAAUUCCGAAUCAGCAGAUCAUUGCCAAACUGGAGAGGGCUCUUGGUGCGAAACUGCGUGGAAAGAAGUAAAAACCGACUCGGGAGGAAAGUUAACCGUGUGCACUUAUCAUUGCCCUUUGAGUUUUAAAAGUGGUGGUGUACGUACAUGAACCUUUUAUUUUCCCUUCUUUUUUUUUCUUUUUGGUCUUUUCGGCCUCUGUAUUGCUCGUAUGUUGGAAGUCUAAAAUGAAUGGAUUUGGCUUUCGUUAUGAAAGAUGGUUUGUGACUUUGUUCUGCUGUUGAAAAUAUAAGAAUUCCCCUGGAUCUGUGAUAUGCUUAUGAAUCUUAACCUAGUUCAGUGUUUGCUUCUUGUUA